CGAGAGAGUGGGGCCAGGGCAAAAUUGGUGGAUUAGGGCUCAACCCACACUGAAAAAUAAUGCGAGGCAGUGCGGGACCAGCAGGCGAGCGCUGUGCGCAGAGAGGGACCCAACUGGCUUGACGAUAUCCACGCUUUUCCAUACUUUCCUCAUCCUCGACAAGUUACUCCCAGUAAAUCAGUCAAGAUGUCUCACCCCGGUGCUCAGAUCUCCAAGCGCAGAAAGUUCGUCGCCGACGGCGUCUUCUACGCCGAACUCAACGAGUUCUUCCAGCGCGAGCUCGCUGAGGAGGGCUACUCCGGCGUCGAGGUCCGCGUCACCCCCACCGUCACCGACAUCAUCAUCCGCGCCACCCAGACCCAGCAGGUUCUCGGUGAGCAGGGCCGCCGCAUCCGCGAGCUCACCUCGCUCAUCCAGAAGCGCUUCAAGUUCCCCGAGAACUCUGUCUCGCUGUACGCCGCCAAGGUCCAGAACCGCGGUCUCUCCGCCGUCGCCCAGUGCGAGUCCCUCCGCUACAAGCUCCUCAACGGUCUUGCCGUCCGCCGUGCCUGCUACGGUGUCCUCCGCUUCAUCAUGGAGUCUGGCGCCAAGGGUUGCGAGGUCGUCGUUUCUGGUAAGCUCCGUGCUGCCCGUGCCAAGUCCAUGAAGUUCUCCGACGGCUUCAUGAUUCACUCUGGCCAGCCCCGCAAGGACUUCAUCGACACUGCCACCCGCCACGUCCUCCUCCGCCAGGGUGUCCUUGGUAUCAAGGUCAAGAUCAUGCGCGGUGCCGACCCCGAGGGCAAGAGCGGUCCCCAGAAGACCCUCCCCGACGCCGUCACCAUCAUCGACCCCAAGGAGGAGCAGCCCGUUCUCCAGCCCAUCAGCCAGGACUACGGUGCUAAGGCCGCCGCCGCCCAGGCCAGCCAGGAUGCUCGCGUUGCUGAGGAGGCUGAGGCCGAGGAGGCCGCUCCCCAAUAAAUUCCUGUUGACGAAAGCGUGAUGGAUGGAGAAGAGCCGGUUUUUAUGAAAUAAAAAAGAAGAACCGAAUUAGGUUAAAAGGCGUCAUUGAUCAUUUGCAUCUAUGAGGGUUUCAUCUGUUAUGUAAUGGUAGCGUACCAUAAAAAAUGAGACAACUUGAUGACAUC
Molecule: messenger RNA, 1127 nt
Organism: [Torrubiella] hemipterigena
Lineage: Eukaryota; Fungi; Ascomycota; Sordariomycetes; Hypocreales; Clavicipitaceae
Source: the annotation of a GenBank genome assembly